Messenger RNA from Strongylocentrotus purpuratus (purple sea urchin), 2873 nucleotides. Its product is annotated as mesenchyme-specific cell surface glycoprotein-like. Lineage: Eukaryota; Metazoa; Echinodermata; Echinoidea; Camarodonta; Strongylocentrotidae. The record is from RefSeq and is a predicted model, not a curated record. The coding region runs from base 256 to 2178 and encodes 640 amino acids. The transcript has 12 exons.
CAUACAUCAGCUAGCUAUAGGUUGCAUAGAAGACAUUUUAUAUAUCACCGACUUCCUUGCACGCGCGUCCCGUUUGUCACGCACGCUCUCUCUCUCCCAGGCAGCGCUGGCAGCAACAGGAAACAGUUCUACUCCUAUCUGUCAGGGACCAAACUUCCCAAACGCAAGGGUUUCACUCGCUCCCUGUCAUUCGGUCGAGGCACACGAAGUCAGACAGCAAUUCAGCUAAUCUUGUCAGCUAGCUAUCCUGCAACCAUGGGCCUUUGGAAGGUUCUUCCCAUCCUGGUGUUGUGCAUCCACAGCACCUUGGCAGUAUGGACUCUGAAGUGGAUGGCCACCAAGUACAUCCCUUCGGAUUAUAUCAACAAUGGCGUCGGGGAACACAAGUACGACCAAGGUGCCGCAAACAGUGUGGCCUUUGAUCCCGCAAGCUCCUUUGCAUAUGUUGCUGGUAAUAAAUUCAUUCAGGUCGUCGAUUACUCCAGAUUCGCACGACCGAACAUUGUCCGUCGCCAGAAGACGACGGCUCCGGCUGCAGAUAUCGCCCGAUGCGGAUUCUUGGUCGCCUGGAUUACCCGCGGUGUCAAAAUAACCGAUCCGGGAACCGUCCAUGUGUGGGAUAUGUACAGGCGGGUCAGUAAGAAAUGGAAUCUUCUAUGCGAUGCCAAGGUCGGCGCCGACCCAGUCAGCCUGAAGUUCUUCCACAACUGCGAAACGAUCGUGAUCGCCAACAAGGGUACGCCGGCCGCAGAUGCGGCGACCAACACCUUCACGGAUCCUGAAGGAACCAUCUCCAUCGUCCGGAUCGUGAAGGCCCAACAGCAGCAGCAGCAAGGCGGUCAACCGAACUACCCAGGACAAGGAGCCGGAGCCGGAACGCGUUUCGCAACCACUCAAGGCAAUUGCGCUGCUCAAUUUGGCCAUCGGAUGACCGUCACCACAAUUGAUUUCAGAAGAUUCAAUACCAUGACGAAUAGGCCAUUCCUCAACGGAGUCCGCAUGCCAUACGACGGUUCAAUGGACGGCUCUAGGCCAACGCUAUCCAAGGCCCUCGAACCAACAUACGUCACUGGAGACCCAACCUACAACGAUACCGCCUACGUCAGUCUCAGGGCCAACAAUGCUGUCGUCCAGCUCAUCCUCACUCCCGGAAACGAGGCCAUCACUGGGUUCAACCCAAUGGGUAUGAAAACCUGGUUCAACAACGAUCUUGAUGCUUCAAGUACACCUCGGGGCAUAUCCUUCAACAAGUACAACAUGUACAGUAUGAGACAGCCGAAUGCCAUCGAGUCCUUUGAAAUCAGGAACCAAUACAAUCUCGCUUCAUACCUCUUCACCGCCGAUGAGGGCGCUACAACUUCUUACAGGUCUGGAAGCAAAUCAUUCACCGAUGCUGUUCCCUUCUCCAGGCUCCAAAACCUACCCAAUUACAUUAGCAGGAACCACACAGGGCCAGGACAGCUCGGCAAUUUGGAAGUGAGUCGCGUCGACGGUCUGAGGAACCCCCAGAACCCCAAUUCCGGCUACGACUACGUCAGCUUCUUCGGAGGGCGAGGAAUUUCUAUGUUCAAGUUCAACGACACAAGCAGCAACCUGGAUCUGGUGUGGGACAGUGGUGAUCAGGUCGCCCGGGGCGUGGCCGAGACUUACCCUCAGGUCUUCAACUCCAAGAGUACCACCGCCGACGCGCAAUCCCAUGGACCCAAGUCACAGAGGGAUCUGGCUUCCACCGAGAGGGGUGCACAAUGCAAAAGUCUUGCCGUCGCCAAAGUUGAUCGUGACACCACCCUCGUCUUCGUCGGAGCCGACGGACCAAGCGUCAUCGGUAUCUUCAGCGUGUCCCAGAACGGCAGCUACCCCGCUUACGAAUCGGUCUACCGCAAGGCCCCCAUGGACGGAGAAUUCUCCAUUCUCAUGGAUAACAAGAACAUGGGCGACAUUGAUCCUGCUAAGCUCAUAUUCGUCCCAAGAUCUGCCACACCCGACAACUACAACUAUUUGAUGGUGAUGGGCAAGAAGAGUGGUACCCUCUCUAUGUACAGGAUUUUCAGAGAAUCCCGUAGGAACAUGCUGAACAGACUAAGAAAAGAGGCCCUCUCAAGCGCUUCUGCUCUCAACCGUUCAGUGCCUGUCAUUCUGUUGUCUUUCGUCUUUGCUGCAUUUACCCGCUUCCUGUAAAAUUCCAGGAUAAAAUCAUAAUAGAAUUACUUCCAGUUAUAAUGGACAGUAAAAUAUAAAACGAAAAGUAGUUUUUCAUUGUUAUUAUUAUGUGUAAACAGUCUUUCUCGAAGUGAUUAAAGGUUUUUCUGAUAUGGCCUGCACAUUGUUUUAUAACAUUUGUUUUUUAGUAUAACCUAAGCAUUAUUCAUUGCUGAAUUAUAAGUUAUCUUUUAACAAUAAUCAAAUAUUAGAGAUACAACAUUUUCUGUGCAACAUGAAUGGAACUUUUGUCAUUUUAACCUCAACAACGGAAAUGUGAUUUAGGCUGGUCAAUUUUAUUACAACCCAUGUUUUAUGUUACUCGUUAAUUUAUUUUGCAGUAUGAAGAGUGGACGUUCAAUCCACAAUGAUGUGCAAUAGACUCAUUUUAUAAUUUUCAAGUAAUCAAGAAAAGCUUCCUAGUUAGACCAAGAAAUUCUUGUCAUGUACAUAUUACAGAUCAUGACUGUUAAAAUUGUAUGCUUUCUUUCGAAUGUUAUAAAGUUGUUUAUUCUCUAGGUGUUCUAUAUAGUUGUAUCUAGUUUGUGAUUGAUUACUCGGUGUAGACACGUUUUUCUGAAGAUGUACAGAUUUUCUCGUCAUGUAGUUCUUCAUACUAAGGAUGAUUAUUCUGUCAUUUGAAUGAUUUAAUAAAAUAACUCCCUCUUAUAGAA